CAUCUGUAUAAUCUGACCUAGAUUACAGAGGAAGAAGGUAAGAAUGUAAUAGAAAUCAGAGCCCGCCGGCUUUUACCGACUAACAAUUUGAGUGGGCCCACCACAUAUAUACAAAAACAUACGUAGGCAUUAGGCCGCCUCUCUGUCUCUACAUAUACUAUAUGUCUAUAUAUACACACCACCCUCCCCUAGUCGUCUCCCUCCCGAAAUCUCACGGACUGGUUACCAUUCCCUGCAAGAGGAAGAAGGACUAGGGUGUCCCUGUGUCCAAACAUCUCCCACCUUCUCCUUCUUCUUCUUCACAAUCUGUUAUUCAUCUUCAAUGGCCAAACUUUGCUUUCUGUUUUCUCUACUCACACUCUUCAUAUCAGGAGUGAUUUCAUCAGCAACAUUCACAAUAGUAAACAAGUGUGAGCACACAGUUUGGCCAGGCAUUUUAUCAAACGCUGGGAUUGCACAACUCCCCACCACUGGUUUUUCCCUCCAAAAGGGUGAGUCCAAGGCCAUAACAGCUCCGUCCAAUUGGGGGGGUCGAUUCUGGGGUCGUACUCUCUGUACCCAAGACUCGGCCGGAAAAUUCAGCUGCGUCACAGGCGAUUGCGGCUCCGGGAAGGUGGAAUGCGCCGGGGGGACCGCCGAGCCACCGGCGACGCUGGCUGAGUUCACACUCGACGGGGACAAUGGAAUGGACUUCUUCGAUGUGAGCUUGGUCGACGGGUACAACCUCCCGAUGCUGGUGGUCCCGCAGGGCGGCACCGGAGUCAACUGUACAAACACGGGAUGCGUGGUGGACCUGAACAGCGCGUGCCCGUCGGAGCUCAAGCUGACGAGCGAGGGCGGGGAGGGGGUGGCCUGCAAGAGCGCGUGCGAGGCGUUUGGGAAACCGGAGUACUGCUGCAGCGGCGCGUACAACACACCCGCCACCUGCAAGCCGUCGUCGUACUCUCAAUUGUUCAAGAACGCGUGCCCACGCGCCUACAGCUAUGCGUAUGAUGACGGGACGAGUACCUUCACUUGUGUGGGUGCCGACUAUCUCAUAACGUUCUGUCCAUCAGCCAACACGAUUCAGAAAUCAUCAUCAGAUCAGCAAAACAAUCCGACGGCAGCAAACGCAGAACCAUUGGUAAACAGCACGAUGGUGUACGAAGGUGUGAUGGACACGAGCGGUGCCUCCUCCUCCUCCACGUGCGCGCACGUGUUCCGUCCUCAUGCAAUGGCCGGUUCGGUCGCGAUCAUGUUAGCAAUAUGGCGGUUGUGUCAGCUCUUCUAACUUCUUCCUAACCUUUUUUUGCUUGGACCCAUUACAUUUCCAAAAUACCCACCCAUUCAGGGCCCAUACCACUUUGUCGGAGAUUGAGGUGUUAUAUCACGUGUGGACCUUUCCAUUCUUUUGGUCCUAUCCCCCUUAUGUGGACCUCGUGACAAAUCAUGGGCCACUACAAGGCCCAUGUGACUCGGUGCUGACUCAUCCCACCCUAUAUAUAAUAUAUAUAUAUAUUAUACUCGGUAUUAUAGAGUCACGGUUUGGACAAUUCUAAUUGUUUUGAUGUGAAUGAAUGGUACCUAACAUUAUGAUUAAAUUCCACUCAUAUAAAAUAGUCUUACAUAAUCAAAAUACACAAUCGGUUGCACAACUCUGACUUGUUUUGAUCUGAGUGGAUGGUACGUGACAUAACGUAAAACAGUCUUACACGACUACAUUAAACUCCACUAACGUAAAAUAGUCUUACAAUGUCUGCACUGCUGAUAUUUUCGAACUCCAAUUCUUGAUGUGAGUCCACUCACAUACAACAGCCUUACACUCUCUCGACUGCAGAUAUUUUGGAGCGACUGCAGAUAUUUUCGAAUAUAAUAUCAUUCAUUUUGAUGUAUAUGUGGGGUGGAGUGGGAAACACACAAAAUAGAGGUAUUGGGUAGGAAUUCUUUUUUAGGUUAUGGUUUUUGAUUUAAUUUUUUUUUUUUUUUUUUAAUAGUAAAGAUGGGGUGGAGAUUGAUUUGUUGAGUUUGGAUGGAUACUAAUUUUAUGUGGUUCUCAGCAUUUGUUGCCAAUAAUAUAAAGCUUUCUAGUUUCAUUGUCA
This is a messenger RNA of Cornus florida, 2078 nucleotides long. Its product is annotated as thaumatin-like protein 1b. The record is from RefSeq and is a predicted model, not a curated record. The coding region runs from base 323 to 1270 and encodes 315 amino acids. NCBI's taxonomy places the organism in Eukaryota, Viridiplantae, Streptophyta, Magnoliopsida, Cornales, Cornaceae. Gene Ontology annotation, cellular component: extracellular region. Gene Ontology annotation, biological process: defense response. The transcript is spliced from 3 exons.